AGACGUUUCCUGCGCAUGCGCAAGACUUGUGACACGUGUGUCAGCAGCAGCGGCAGCAGCAGCACCGCCAUGGAGGAGAAGCUGAACUUAGAUUUGGAGAAUUUUUCCAUGGAGCCAUUUUUUGACGACCUCGUGAAGGCAAUAACAGAAGACCCUUCAUUUCUAAUUGGGAUUUUUGUCGCUGUAGCUGUUGUUAUUAUUACAUUCGUGUUUCUGAAAAUUUUUCUGGGCUCUAAGAAGACAAGAAACGCAGUUUUACUAGUUGGUUUAUGUGACUCUGGAAAAUCUCUGAUCUUCAGCCGGCUGCUAACAGGGAAAUUCACCCCAACUGUGACCUCCAUCAAAGAGACUAAAGCUCCAUACAGAGCAAAAAAUGAGAAGAGAACCAGCUGGACUCUUGUGGAUAUUCCUGGUCAUGACAGAGCUCAGUUUGUGGAUAAGUUCAAGGAGACAGCCAGAGCGAUCGUGUUCGUGGUGGACAGCGUCCUGUUCCAGAGGGAGGUAAAGGACGUGGCCGGGUUCCUUUACUUCCUCCUGACUGACAGCGUGCUGAUGAACAACACUCCGACCUUAUUGGUAGUCUGCAACAAACAAGACCUCACCAUGGCGAAAUCGGCCAAACUGAUUCAACAGCAGCUGGAGAAAGAACUAACCACUCUGAGAGUGACUCGACUGGCGGCGCUCUCGUCUCAGGACGGCUCGGUUCGUUCCACGGUUCACUUGGGGAAGAAAGGCAAGGACUUUGAGUUCUCUCAGCUGCCCAUGAAAGUGGAGUUUUUGGAGUGCAGCGCGUUCGGCAGCGUCGAGGAAAAAGGCGCCGGAAUCGAGGCUUUGGAGAAGAGUUUGGCCAAAUUAUGAACAGAGGAAUAAACAAAACGGGUCGCCGUUAGAAAUCUACAAAGUCGUGCGUUUAGACUCGAAGUCUUUUAUUACACAGUAUUGUUUUGUAUAGUACACUUACAUCAGUUAGUGUCUUUACUUUGUUCCAGUUUUGUGAGGUUCUUCAUCCCAAACAUUCACACAGGUUUAUUUAUACAGACUACACACUUCAUCCAGAAGGGUUUCAUUUAACACCAUAAACUUUCUUUUUUUUUAAGGUACCAGGAGUGUUACCGUGUUUAAACAUUUAUUUCGACGUCACUCCGCGCCUGCUUUGUGCCUUACGUCUAAAAUGUUUGACUGUGUAUUUACGCUAACUCCUUAGGCUCUGAGUUGAAUCCUGUAAAUAAACUGUGUGGUUUUUGCA
Messenger RNA from Tachysurus fulvidraco (yellow catfish), 1246 nucleotides. RefSeq names its product SRP receptor subunit beta (gene srprb). Bases 16 to 858 code for a protein of 280 amino acids. Gene Ontology annotation, biological process: protein targeting to ER. Gene Ontology annotation, cellular component: signal recognition particle receptor complex. NCBI's taxonomy places the organism in Eukaryota, Metazoa, Chordata, Actinopteri, Siluriformes, Bagridae. The record is from RefSeq and is a predicted model, not a curated record. The transcript has 7 exons.